This is a messenger RNA of Puccinia graminis f. sp. tritici CRL 75-36-700-3, 1179 nucleotides long. RefSeq lists its product as uncharacterized. The coding region runs from base 95 to 730 and encodes 211 amino acids. Gene Ontology annotation, cellular component: mitochondrial intermembrane space; mitochondrion. The record is from RefSeq and is a predicted model, not a curated record. Gene Ontology annotation, biological process: mitochondrial respiratory chain complex II assembly; succinate metabolic process. Lineage: Eukaryota; Fungi; Basidiomycota; Pucciniomycetes; Pucciniales; Pucciniaceae. The transcript has 4 exons.
AAAGAAACCCACACAACUUUCACCCCUCUUCAUCGCAGCUGUCAUACAUGCAUACUCGUUUGACGACUUCAAACAAAAAAUUUCUUUCUCUUCCAUGCCUGGGGUCCUGGCUGUGAUAUCCAGCGAACAUUCCGCUCGAUCAGUUUGCCCCCGAAUAUUUUACUCCACCAGAAACCAACACUCCAACAGAGCCGCAAUGGUAUUACGUCUCCGUCUCCUUGAGGAACUCCGCCUCAUCAAUCCCAACAAACCAUCAUCCGCAUUCAAUCGACACAUCCGAUCGGCAUCGUCCAUCAACCUCAGUCCUAGUUCAGAUUCAUCCAUCUCACUCCUCCCCCCAUUGGUACUCUAUCGGAGACUGCUGCGGAUCCAUAGAGACCUACCCGUGGAAAUGCGAUCAUUAGGCGACUUGUAUGUUAAGGACGAAUUUAGGAGAUGUAGGUCGAUCGAUAAUCCGAUCCAGAUCAUCGGCUUCUUGAGCCAAUGGAAGCUCUACCUAGACAACCUCAUCCAACGAGAUACUCAUCAACAACAGCACGACUCGUCUAGUCCUGUAGCUAAUCAUCGAAAACCAUCCGUCAAGAUAGGCAAGAAGUUACCCAAAGAUUUGUUGGAGAAGCUCUCGCCUGAACAAGUCGGUCAAUUGUUUGAAUUGCUGAAGGCCACUAAAGAGAUCUGGGUGGAUGUUGAUGACAAUAAGAAUAAUAAUAAUCAAGAUCCUAAACCGUAAACCGUAAAACUGCGCUUUCAGUGUAUCUUUGGACCAACCUCGGCUUUCUCAAUCCAGCUACAUCGUUCAAAUUUCCCACUCAGAGUCAAACAACCAGGAAGAGUUUUUUUUUGUUUAGCCAGGAAGGGUUGUUUUUCCAAUUCUUUUGGUUUAAUCUUGUAGUAGUUGGCUCUUUCAAUCCAUUCGCUUUGUUUUUUCUGUAUCAUUCUUCGCCUAGAAGCAAGGUCAUACUUGAGUACUAAUACAAUAGCUUACUUGUUUUUCUUUUUUUUUUCGAGACGACAACAAGUAUAAUUUUUCUGCGAACUACGUAAUUGCAGUCUCCCAACCAUUGGCAAUCAAGCUCAUUAUUAACAAACAAAUGGUCGGUGCUAUGUAGUAAGGUAAAACAAACUGUAUCAUCUUUACAAUCGGUGGAAUCUGAUCAUUAUUAACGAAGCCUUUGCCUG